AUGACUUGGACGCACAGGCAGAGCAUCUUCCAGGAGAACCGGAGUGCAAUACCCUGUGAGGAAGCUGAUGGAAAUCUGAUAAAAGACAGGCUGGUCCAGCUGAGAUGUCACUUUACAUGGGAGCUGAUAAUUGAAGAUAUUGAAAUACCUGAUUUAGAAAACAAGGUUCUGAAAGUGAUUGAGUUCCAAUACACCAACAAUGACGUGGGAUUUCACAACCUCCUAGCGUAUGUGAGACACCUGAAAGGCCAGAAUGACGAGGCCCUGCAGAGCUUGAAACAAGCUGAAGGCUUAAUCCAGAGACAGUCUGUGAAGCAGUCAGACCAGAGGAGCCUGGUGACUUGGGGCAACUGUGCCUGGGUGUAUUAUCACAUGGGCAGGUUGGCAGACGCCGGGGCAUACCUGGACAAGGUAGAGCACACUUGCAAGAAGUUUGAAGGUUCCUCACGUUUUAGGAUGGAGUGUCCUGAGAUAGACUGUGAGGAAGGAUGGGCAUUGCUGAACUGUGGAAGGAAGAAUUAUGACCGGGCCAAAGCCUGCUUUGAAAAGGCUCUGAAAGUGGAGCCUGAAAACCCCGAAUUCAACACUGGCUAUGCCAUUAUCGCCUACCGCCAAGACCACAACAACGGGAGCGUGAUUUCUCUAGACCCCUUGAGGAAAGCCAUGAGGCUAAAUCCAGAUGACACGUGUAUCAAGGCCCUCCUUGCCCUAAAGCUCCAGGAAGUUGGCAUUGGGUAA
Octodon degus (degu) is the source of this 738-nucleotide messenger RNA. Its product is annotated as interferon-induced protein with tetratricopeptide repeats 1B-like. Gene Ontology annotation, cellular component: cytosol. Bases 1 to 738 code for a protein of 245 amino acids. The record is from RefSeq and is a predicted model, not a curated record. Gene Ontology annotation, molecular function: RNA binding; protein binding. Gene Ontology annotation, biological process: defense response to virus. The transcript is spliced from 3 exons. NCBI's taxonomy places the organism in Eukaryota, Metazoa, Chordata, Mammalia, Rodentia, Octodontidae.